This is a messenger RNA of Lutra lutra (Eurasian river otter), 3180 nucleotides long. It is a transcript of the gene WDR27, whose product is annotated as WD repeat domain 27. The record is from RefSeq and is a predicted model, not a curated record. NCBI's taxonomy places the organism in Eukaryota, Metazoa, Chordata, Mammalia, Carnivora, Mustelidae. Gene Ontology annotation, molecular function: protein binding.
AUGCCCGCCGCCUCAGUCACCCGCUCCCCCGCGGACGUCCUGCCGGAGGACCGGAGCGCGCUCAGCGCCGGGCCAGCAGGGCCAGGCCGCCGCUCGGGGGCGGGUCCCCGGAGGCCAGGGGAAGAAGACGGGAGGGGGAGGGGAGAGGCAGGGGAGGGGGAGCGCGACACCGUGGGACGGGGGCGGGAUAGGACGGGGGAGGGGAGACGGGGAGGGCGAGCGGGGCGAGGAGGCACGACCCGGAAGCGGAAGCGUCCUGGGCCUCUGGAGGAAAUGACGAGAAGUUGUGGGUGCGGCGCGGGGGCGGCUGUGCUGGAGCCGGGCUCGUGCGCUGAGGACCAGCCUCGUCGGCGUCUCCGGGGCAGGAAGAGGGGCCGCGAGUCAAGAUCGCAGCUGGAAGACGCACAAGGGAUUCUCUGCGCUGAUGCCAGCUGCCUCGGUGACGUGGUCACAGAGAAGGGGCUGGUGGCCUCGAAGGAGCCCGUGGCCCACGUCCAGCUUGCUUGUCGUGCUCAGUACUGCGCUUUCGCUGCAGAUGGGAACACGCUUUGUGUGUGGAGCACCGAGGACCCUUCGUACCAGCCUCUGACCCUCGGAGGCCACCACGAGCCGGUUACUGCCGUGGCGUGUGGAAACGCAGCGAGUCUGCUUCUCCUCUGUUCUGCCUCACGAGAUCACGUUAUCAUGUGGAGACUAGAUGAGUGCAGACAGAAACCACUUCAAGGGCUGACUCCUCGGGGGCUGGUUGUGGGCACCCUGCUGGGAAAGGUGCUGUGUUUGCGGUUGAGCCCAGACGACCGCGCGGCUGCCGUGUGCUCUGGAAAGAAGAUAUUUGUGCCGGAUACCGAGAGCCAGUCUACGCUAGCCGAGCUGGAGGGUCACCGGGGCGCCGUGACCGCAGCCGAGUUCUGUCCGUGGCAAACACGUAUCAUCGUCUCAGUGUCUGAAGACAGGAGCUUUAAGGUUUGGGAUCAUCACAUGGGAUCACUGAUCUACAACUCAUCAGUGCUGACAGCCUCCCCUCUCCUGAGUCUCCUCAUCCAUGCGGGGAGCUGACAGCUGGUGACAGGAUGUGCGUGUGGCCAGCUUUGGAUCUUUAGUUUGGCUGAAGGACAUCAUUACCGUUGUGUGACACGAGUUGACCUGAAGAAGAAGAGAGAGAGUUUCUCCAGGAGGAUUGAGUCCAGGCUGUGCAACCUGCCAGAAGACAGCGCGCAUCCCUGCGCAGACGGCUUGGAGGAGGGAGAGGAGGUGGAAGCAAGCCUCCCGGUCCUGAGUCUGCCGUCGUGUGAUCUGUCUGCCAUCCUCCCUGCCGGGUGUGGGGAUCUUUCUUCUGCGAAUGCCGUGUGCUUAUGGAUCGGAAGCUCCGUGGGCCUGUUCUUACUUAGCUUGGCAAGCUUUGAACUGGAAGCCGCCUAACAUUACAAGGACUUCAGGAGCCUCAGCAUUCGGGUUACUGGGUCCUGCGCAGUGGAGAGCGGAGCGGGCGGUGACAAGGCCGUCUGCUUACUCACGUCCUUGUUUGGCCAUAAGAUCGCCUUGCUGGAAAUCCACGUGGCCGCUCUGGUGACGUCGCAGCGGAGGCACGCCGUGGGAAGGGGUCUGUCCGUGCUGCCUCGUGCCCACGUCCUGUCCACAUCCCCGCUGCGCUUCAGACCCGCGGAGGACAGGGUGCACGGCUCGCAGGCGCCGUCCGGUUCUGCGGUGCGGAGCGCCGUUAAGGACCGGCCCCUGGUUUUCCACAGCAAAGUGAGGUCGUCUGGGUACGCGUCCACACCGCACACGACUGUGUUCUUGCCAAAGACGAACACCCGGAGCAGGGGUGGCCGCUCUUCACCACGGAGCGACGGUCCCAGUGAGGAGUACCCUCUGGAGCUUUCUGUACCAACCAGAGUCCAGAAGCAGCUUGUCCUCGCGCACGGGCCGCCCGCUGCCGCCACCUGCGUCCAGUACUCAGGAGAUGGACGGUGGCUCGCCUGCGGCUUAGCCAACCACUUGUCACUGGUCCUCCACGCUGAUCUCACUGGGACGCCUACUGUUCCUUCAGGUCACGACGGGCCGGUGAGCACCGUGUGCUGGAGCAUGGACGGCAGGUGGCUGCUGUUUGCUUCCCGGGACGGGACGCUGCCGCUGUGGUCGCUCCGCCGGGCGGAACACGUGUUGUGUGUGGGCGGGGACAUGUUUUCCAAGCCCGUUGGGUCCGCACAGUUUUACUACCUGGACGCUUUCAUCUUGUCUUCUGGCCCCGAGCUCCAGCUCCUCAGGCACCACAUCGACGACAGCAAGGACGAGAUCCGCAGAUACAGACAGAAGAGCUGGUGCAGAUGUGUCUUCAGGCUCCGUACAACCGGUGUGACGGGGAUUACCAGUUUAUCAGACAUAAACGACUUCUACUCCUAUCUGGUCCUUGCGGCUGGCAGGAACAGGACUCUUGAGGUUUUCGACCUCAAUGCAGCUCGCAGUGCAGCCAUGAUAGUGGAAGCCCAUUCCCGGCCUGUCCACCAAAUCUGCCAGAAUACAGGAUCGUCAUUCACGACUCAGCAGCCGCUGCUGUGUAACCUGUUUGCCACCACAGCCGCUGGGGACGGCGUGAAGCUGUGGGACGUGAGAACCCUGAGAUGCAAGCGCUGUUUUGAGGGACAUCCAAACCACGGAUACCCCUGUGGGAUUGCCUUCAGCCCGUGCGGACGCUACGUGGCUUCUGGUGCGGAGGACAGACACGUGUACAUAUAUGACAUGGGCUCGAGCACAUUUUCUCACAGACUGGCUGGACACAUGGACACUGUCACUGGAGUGGCCUUCAGCCCGUCAGUCCCACAGCCGGCCCUGUGGGACCCCCUCCAUGGAGUGGCAGCGGCCGUCCGUGGUCCAGAGCACCAUGUUUCUGUGAGUCUUGGGCAUUUGCCAGCCAUUGGGAAAACACUGGUUUCCACCAAAGCCCCCGAAGCUGCGCUUCCAGACCUGCUCCGGAAGCGGCCGGCGCACCACGCUCUUGCUGGUGGUUAGCCGGGGCCGUCCAAGUGCGUUACAGGUGGAUGAGAAGGUGAGAAAAUCAAAGCCUUCCUAAGUGAAACCAAACUCAUUUUUCUUCUACUGUGAAAUAAAACAGCGUUUUUCUUUCAUGGAUAUGGAAUGAAUCUGUGCAGUUUUCUGUUGUUCUUUUAUGGCUAAAGUUUUACU